This is a messenger RNA of Macrobrachium nipponense, 1160 nucleotides long. Its product is annotated as (3R)-3-hydroxyacyl-CoA dehydrogenase-like. Lineage: Eukaryota; Metazoa; Arthropoda; Malacostraca; Decapoda; Palaemonidae. Gene Ontology annotation, molecular function: oxidoreductase activity, acting on the CH-OH group of donors, NAD or NADP as acceptor. The record is from RefSeq and is a predicted model, not a curated record. The coding region runs from base 168 to 923 and encodes 251 amino acids. The transcript is spliced from 6 exons.
ACCUAGUGUGCUCAGUCACUCUGAAGUGGACCUCUUAGGAGCGUUCCAUACACAGGCGUCGCAUACCUGAACGUAUCCCGGGGGAGGAGAGAGAGAGAGAGAGCGUCUCCCUUUUAAGCAUUCUCGUACUGCAACAUCAAUACGCAUCACUGAGCGUGGAACCAAGGAUGACUGCUGAAUUACUUCAGGGCAGAAUUGCCUUAGUUACAGGAGGUGGAAGUGGCAUAGGAAGGGCAACAUGUCGGAUUCUGGAGAGAGAAGGAGCCACCGUGGUUGCUUGUGACAUUAAGGAAUCGACCGCAAGGGAGACAGUCAACCUGUUUAGAGAUCCGAGCAAACACUUGGCCUUGAUGACUGAUGUCUCGAAAGCGGAGUCGGUAGACGCCACAAUCUCGGCCGUUGUUGCGAAGUAUAAGUCUCCUCCCACACUACUCGUCAACUCGGCCGGAGUGACUGGUAUCGGACCCAUGAAGUCCUUCAAGGAGGAUUCCUUUAAGAACUGCAUUGAUGUGAAUUUGAAGGGGACUUACCUGAUGUGUAAGGCCGUAGCCAACGCCAUGGAGAAGCACGGACUGAAUAAAGGGAGCUUCGUGAAUAUCGCCAGCAUCACAGGCAUCCUUGGGCUGAAAGACAACUCCUGCUACUCCGCCAGUAAGGGAGGAGUCAUCGCUUUCACGAAAGCCAUCUCCAAGGAACUGAUUCACGAUGGAAUCCGAGUGAACAGCAUCCUCCCUGGUCCUAUCGAGACUGGCAUGGUUUCUGCGCACGCCGAAAUCGUCCAACAGGCUAUCAGAGAGCGCACGCCCAUCGGACGCAUUGGCCAGCCAGAGGAAGUAGGAGAGGUGGCCGUCUUCUUGCUGUCGGACAGGAGCAGCUACAUGGUCGGGUCUUCCGUUGAGGUGACCGGCGGAUAUAUAUGCUAAAAGUACUUUGCAUGACGAAGCCAUACUUCGGAUGGAUGAGACGCUGUGUGAAGCGUUCUGGUACCAGCACCACCUACCUGCCUGCCUCUUCGUAACCAGCCGUCGCGGUUGCACGAGUUGGGUCUUCACUGCCAAGGAAGUGAUUUUUAUAUUUGAAUGAUUGUAGUAGACUGACUUUUGAUACACUUCAUUAGAUUUUGAUAUGAUUUGCCUGCUAUAAUAAAGCACUGAAUACCA